ACGUCUAGUUUCUAACCGUUCAACAUAAUGUCUCUGCCGAUCGAAAAAGAAGAGGAAUGGCUAAGUUCCAUUAUAUUACCAAAAUUACUAACAGAUGGCAAGCUAGUGGAUAAUUACAAUGAGGAUAAAGCUGAUACAUUUCAAGUGGAAUCAAUAGAUAUUAAUGUAAUUGGAGCCGCUGAAGCUUUCAUGUUGACCCAAUGUUAUCGCGCCACAAUCAAAUUUGUUUACGCUGGCGAACGUAUAACUACUAAAUUGGUCAUUAAGAAAACACCUGAAGUGCCAGAACAGGUAUACAAGUCAAUACAGUUUCCAGAACUGUUCAGUAAUGAAAUUGAUUUCUAUACUGUAAUAUUACCAAAAAUCCAAAGUCUGGCAGGUGGAAAAUUUGCAGCACCAAAGUAUUAUUAUAGCGAUCAGCAAGUGGCUUCGGCUACUGUAAUAUUGGGAGAUUUCGCCACAGAUGGCUGGCGUGUACCCAAAGAACGGGUGGGUCUCAGUUUGGAGCAUGCUCGCAUUGCUAUGCAAUAUUUGGGACGAUUCCAUGGUUUUUCCUAUGCUUUAAAGUACAAGGAGCCGGCGAAGUUUGCUGAAUUAACAGAGAGAUUGAGAGAAUCACGUUAUGCUCGAGAUGAUAUGCAUCCGGAUUGGGCAUUAAUAUUGAAAACAAGCUUGAAACGCAUGCAGAAUUCCAUAGCUAAGUAUCAGCCGGAUGUGGAUGAAGAAUUUGCAAAGAAAUUUAUUAAUCUAACUGAGGAUUAUCUGCAUUAUGGAAGGCAACGGGUGGCUCCACAAGAACCAAUUGCCACUCUCUGUCAUGGUGACUAUUUGCGGAACAAUGUGGCCUUUAGAUAUGAUGAGAAUGAUCAACCAUUGGACAUUAUGAUGUUCGAUUAUCAGACAUUGAGAUAUUCCUCGCCCAUGAUUGAUUUGACCACAUUCCUGGCCAUCUCUGUAUAUGCCGAGGUGCGUCACAAACAUUUUGAUACGCUUUUCGACGAUUACUGCCAAAACUUGUUCGAAUCCUAUCGAAGACAUGCAAUUGUGGAGUUGCCCAAAUCCAUUAAUCGCGAGAACUUGCUUAAGGAGUACAUACGUUUCUUGCCCUAUUCUGUGUCCAUAAGUAGCAGUUUUUUGCUCGCCCUGGUGGAACCUCAAAAUGUUUCUGCUGCCGAAAUGAUGAAUAAUCAGAUGUCACCAGAGGAAUUGAUUAAGGACACAAUGCAGCGAGGAGGUGAAAUUGUUAAUCGUGAGGUUGCCCAUCAAGUCAAAGAAAUGUUUGAUCUAAGUCGCAAAUAUAAUGUUGAUAUUGCAGAAGGUAUUAAACCAAAAGAGUAAUAAAUAAAAUAUUAAUACUAUUAAAA
Drosophila willistoni is the source of this 1364-nucleotide messenger RNA. RefSeq lists its product as uncharacterized. The transcript has 3 exons. The record is from RefSeq and is a predicted model, not a curated record. Lineage: Eukaryota; Metazoa; Arthropoda; Insecta; Diptera; Drosophilidae. The coding region runs from base 28 to 1338 and encodes 436 amino acids.